Messenger RNA from Daldinia vernicosa, 1091 nucleotides. RefSeq names its product ribosomal L27e protein family-domain-containing protein. NCBI's taxonomy places the organism in Eukaryota, Fungi, Ascomycota, Sordariomycetes, Xylariales, Hypoxylaceae. Gene Ontology annotation, cellular component: cytosolic large ribosomal subunit; ribosome. Gene Ontology annotation, biological process: translation. Gene Ontology annotation, molecular function: structural constituent of ribosome. The record is from RefSeq and is a predicted model, not a curated record. The transcript has 3 exons. The coding region runs from base 189 to 596 and encodes 135 amino acids.
CCACACAAUCAGGCCAAUCAACUAAAUGAACCCUUUCUUCGCUUAAUUUUCUCAGGCACAUUUUGGAUUUUCUUAGCCCAUCGCAAACAACCUUUACUAUCGAAUUCAUUCUCAAUCGACCAAUUCGCCAACCCACCGACAACACCUCGACUUCCCUUUCGACAAACGACGACAGCGGAGCCGACAAGAUGAAGUUCCUAAAGGUUGGCCGAGUAGCCAUCAUCACCCGUGGCCGAUACGCCGGAAAGAAGGUCGUCAUCAUCCAGCCCGUCGACAGCGGCAACAAGGCACACCCCUACGGCCACGCCCUAGUCGCAGGUAUCGAGCGUUACCCCUCUAAGAUCACACGGCGCAUGGGCAAGGCGCGACAGGAAAAGCGAUCCAAGAUCAAGCCUUUCAUCAAGGCCAUCAACUACAACCACCUGAUGCCCACACGAUACACCCUCGAGCUCGAGGGCCUUAAGGGCGUCGUUUCCGGCGAGACCUUCAAGGAGGUCAGCCAGCGCGAGGACGCCAAGAAGAACGUCAAGAAGGUCCUCGAGGAGCGAUACACGAGCGGCAAGAACAGAUGGUUCUUCACGCCCCUGAAAUUCUAAUCCUUUCGUCUGCAUACUUCCGUCGUUCGGUCUUAAGGGGGUUCGGUCUGGGAUGUAAAUCGCAUCAUCAAUGGCAUUAGGAAGCCUCAAAGGGUCUUGCUCUGAAUUCAGAAACAUGAAAAAUGAACACAUCUGAUGAAUGAAACCUGCUACGUCUCGGCCGUACAUAUGUGACUGGUGCUACUUUCGCUUGCGGAUUCCUAGUAAUUGAUUUACUAUUCAUCAACUUGAGACUGACCGAGCCCGCCCGUCCGCCCGCCUGUACUACACCCGAGUCUCUGGGACUAGUGUCCGAGUUGUACGUAGGUUGGAUGGUUAGUGGAGUGGCGAGCAUAUAAGAUUCCGUCACCAACGGAUCAAACUGUUUCAUACGGCAGCACAGGAUAGUUGUAGCCAUAUCCUAGUAGAAUCCCAAAAGCCCUCUUUGUAUUUUUACGGCCUAGCACUUCGAUACUGCAAGGGAGUUUUGUAAUUAAUUAUACUUCAUUAUACUAA